Messenger RNA from Opisthorchis viverrini, 5136 nucleotides. RefSeq lists its product as hypothetical. Lineage: Eukaryota; Metazoa; Platyhelminthes; Trematoda; Opisthorchiida; Opisthorchiidae. The transcript has 4 exons. Bases 1 to 5136 code for a protein of 1711 amino acids. Gene Ontology annotation, cellular component: plasma membrane. Gene Ontology annotation, biological process: homophilic cell-cell adhesion. Gene Ontology annotation, molecular function: calcium ion binding. The record is from RefSeq and is a predicted model, not a curated record.
AUGCUGAAAAAGUGGGCUGCUGACUUCUGGAAACAACACCAGGACCUGCAUGGUGGAUUCGAUCUUUUGUUUCUCAUGUCAGUGUGGUGGGUUGUCGUCAGUGGAGUGGCUAUCCCAUCGUCCCAUUUAAUACGACUGCGUGAGGGUAUUCCAACAGGAACCAUAAUUAUACCAGAUUUGCUCAGUUUCCUCAAAGGUGGAUCCCAUUCGCCUACUACAGGUAACCACGCUCGUGCAGAAGAAUCAGAAUCCGGUGUCCUGGCAAUAGGAAACUCCGCCAUGCCUGGAGUCAGUUGGUUUGCCAUCGACUCAUCGCGGAAAAGUUUGGUUGUGAAAGCACCUCCAGAUAGAGAUCUUAUAUGCCCAACAGAGUUUAGACUUCCUGAAACCGCCGUUCCAACACAAAACGGUGUAGAAUUUCCCGAGUAUCUACUACAUUCCAACAUUAAUUCAAAUGACCUUGGGAGCCCAGAGGAGUGUACAGUAAAGAUAUCGAUUGUGCAUGGGCCUGCUUCUAACCCAUCGUUUGAGAUUUUAACGAUUAUUUUGGAGGAUGUCAAUGACCAUGCGCCCAAAUUCUCAGUUGGGCAUCCGGUUAAUGCAGAAACCAUCCCACAUGUUAUCAGAGUACCUGAGACUCCUGGACAUGCAGGAACGAAAAGUAACGCACCCAGUAUAAACCAUCCGACACGAAAUUUUGUACGUAUACCGCUACCCCUGGCAAAUGAUUUGGAUUAUGGUGUUAACAGCAUACGAGGCUACCGUCUAGAGGGUCAAGAUGCCUAUCUGUUUGCUUUGGAAGUAGGCGUGCAGACGGAAGACCAUACAGGCAUCAACUCGGACAUCAGCCUGAUGCAGUAUCGAAGGCCAAAAGCAAACCAACUGUGGUUGGUCCCAGCCAAUGCAAAGGGUCAGAAUAUGGAUAUCGUUCCUACUGGUGGAUUAGAUCGUGAAUUGCGUGAAAGUUAUCAUCUUGUCCUUGUGGCAUUUGAUGGCGGAUCGCCACAGCGCAGUGCCAGACUACCGAUUAGUUUGGUUGUGGAGGAUCUCAAUGACAACCCACCCAUUUUCAAUCAGCCUUGGUAUUCUUGCCAGAUCUCCGAAAACGACCCACCUGGAAAAGUCGUCCUUGAAUUUUCUGCGUACGACGCGGAUGGUGAUGGGAGCAACAACAAGAUUAGUUUCCACAUACCGGGUUCCUCUCCUGAUCACAUAAGACCGAACAGCAUGGUGACGGAUAAGGGCCAGAUGGUGCAUGAGCAGCGAGCGACAGGACUAUCUGAAUCACAGCUUGCAGCAGCGCAACUUUUUUCCAUUGAACAGCGUAAUGAUGGCCAGACAGACGGUGGACAAUUUCAUGAGCCAUUGAAAUCAAACAUCACACAUGGAAGGUUGAUAAUAAGACGGCAGCCAAAAGAGCAACUACAAAAUGCAGCUUCAAGAGCCAUUGCAGCCGCCAAAACAACAGCAACUCAACCAGCAAAUAACGGAUUUCAAAGGGGGAAUCUUCCAUUCCCUGGUUCGAAAGGUGACUCGAAACAGGAAUCAGGCGUCCGUCUGGAGUUUGUGAUUGAAGCAUUCGAUCACGGUCGACCAAAUCCUCUUUACACCCGCGUCCCGGUAUACGUCACCAUAGUCGACGUCAAUGAUCAUCCCCCAAAGGUCUUUGUUUCAUACUUACGGCACUCUAGUUCACCUGUCAUUCUGCAACGGGAAAAUCCCGGAAGUCCAACAGUUUGGGGCUUGGCGCGGGAAAAUUUAGCCAGGACUAUGAUUGCCCAAGUCACGGUUACUGACGAAGAUGGAGCUGAGGGCGAUCUAGUUUGCAGCACCAAUGACAAUCGGUUUGUCUUAGAAGAGAUUGCGACAACCGGAGGCUUUCUAGGUGAGUCUCGUAAUCUAUGGAUUCCGCCCAGUGUGACAUCUGUGAUCAAGAAGGACGAUCGCUCCAAACGCACUCGUCGACGUGCCUUGUCUGCGCGAAUGUUCAAACUUAUGUUGAUCAGUCCACUGGAUCGAGAAGUGGGUGGUGGACAGCCCAAUCGUAUUGAAUUUAUUUUGACAUGCAGAGAUAACACCCAGAACCAGCUUCCAGGAGAACAGCUUACCUCACGCGUUCCAGUUCGCAUUCUUAUAGAAGAUGCCAAUGACAACGCACCUAUCUUCGAACAUCCUGAAUACACAUUUCACAUUCCAGAAAACCACCCCCAACUAUCAACCGAGCCUGACGGAAUCACAAAAAUAACUUCCAGGUAUUUUGUCGGGCAGAUUCGUGCAAAUGACGCGGAUGAAAACCUUCAUGCCUUGGUGGAAUACCAGCUUGUAACAAAUCCUGGAGCAGCAGUUGAGCUCAAUCCAAUAACGGGACAACUCUAUGUGAUUCGCCCCCUUGACCGUGAAACAACAAGUGAGGUCGUCUUCCAAGUGCUUGCUAUUGAUUGCCGGCAUACAAAUGAAACAGAGCUAACACAAACAGAAAAGCGACUGACUGGCACUACACAGGUUCGUAUAAUCGUUGACGAUCUGAAUGAUUCACCGCCUGUUUUCGACGAACUUAACUAUCAUUUUGAAGUAGAAGAGGGAACGGAUCUGGCGAAAGUAGGUCAAGUAUGGGCUACAGACGCCGAUCAAGGAGAAGCUUCGAGAAUCUCAUAUAGGUUAGCUAUUGGCACACUGAAUCGUUUUAGAGGUUACCCAUCGGGAACCCACAAUGCAGAUACCCAGUCAGUGAAUACACCAGUACAACUUUACGACGAAGCAUUGGAAAUUACAACUCACUUCCAGAUUGACCCGGUCAAUGGUUUAAUUCGAGUCAAGGGACGGUUAGAUCGAGAGCGGAGAUCUCAUUAUGAAUUUAUUGUACUUGCUGUUGAUAAUCCACGAGCUGGGCAAACAAAGUCCGAAGGUCACCUUAUGAGUAAACCGACAGACCUGAUGCAACACACAGCUACGACAACAGUGCUCGUCACGGUUCUCGAUCAAAAUGAUAACCCACCCCAAAUCCACAGUCCCAAAAAUCAUGCGGAAUUUCCGUUGAGUUCGGAUCAACUGAUUGCAGGCAGCACCAUCUUCACUAUCAAGGCAUCCGAUCCAGAUCUUGGGGAGAAUGGAACAAUUGAAUUUGAACUGGCUAAAGUGGAAAACGAUUUGGGAACAUUGCAUGAGUUUGGUGAACAGGACAAAGACGGAAUUCAUAGUUUGGAAAACAGAUCUACAGAUAAACAGAUGGACAAUUCACGGAUCAGCGAAAAUCCAUUCGCUCUUGACCGUACCUCAGGCAUGUGCUAUCUGCGAGAGAAUCUUCCACCUGCGAAUUCAGACGGUCCAAGAGCAUAUCUUCUGCGCAUUCGUGCUUACGACCUUGGUAGACCACGUAGCUUGAACACCUCCCUAGUAGUUCGGGUAGUGAGACAAUCCGUCGGCUCAUUUUCACAAGGAAUUCUAACUACUUUGUACGGAGAUCAUCCAGAAUCCCUGUACGGUGGAAAACACGAGCGCGGUUACAGUGAUUCAUCAGCAGGAGUAGAUUCCAAAUCCGGGUCCUGGGCAGCAGUUGGACAAGCGCGAAUAUCCGACAGGACAAUGGUUGUUAUUCUAACCACAGUGUUUAUUCUACUUCUACUGACCACAAUUGUACUACUGCUCCUGGUCAGAUACCGACGAAUAUUCCUCAGGAACGUAUCUUUCAAUGAUGAACAACCAAAUGACAGCCUGCUGAGCAAAGCAAAUGUGGGCUAUACUGCAGGUAAACCAUUCAGUUCAACUCUGGAACCAAGUGGAUCAAACGGGAUUCUGACUGCCCCAUGGAUUUCCAGCUUAUCGCUGCCAGUGGAAUCUCCAGAAUCGUUUGAUUACUCAACCAUUUGCAAUCCAGCUACAAGAACUAACGUUCCAAUGACACCUAGAAUGUGCAUUAAAAAUCCUAGUGCUCACUGGUCUCCAUGUAGUGGGACGAUAAGGAGGUCACCUGGAAUGCAUCACAAUAUCCUUGCUGAAAGUCAGCUCCCUGUCCUUCACACACCAUCAAGCAAGACCAACGAAUCACCGGUCUAUGCUAUUGAAAUGCGCUCAAGAUCUCAACUGCACCCACAUUCAAAGGAGCAUUGCCUUGCCUCACCACUAUCAAGACCUAUUGAGAUGCCUCUUACUCUGCUUUUUGAAAAUUACGCCGUUCGGCCAGAGCAGAACGCAUAUCGAACCUUGCUGAGAGAUAAUCAGGCAAGCAACAAGUGCACCACGUCUGUUACUCAGUCAACCAGUGAAGUUCCGCGGAAAAAUCCAAGGCCACUAGAGUUUGGACUAUUAGCUUCCAACACCCAAUCACCGUGGCCUACGGUGACGGUGCAGUCUACGCUUAGGCGUUCAGCGUACAGUUUGGAGGAUUUCCAUUCAACUUUAGAAGCCGAGGAAAACAACUGCUGCUCUAAACGCUCGUUCGUCCAGUCUCCAGACGAGUCAGAAAGGAUAGCCAGUAUAACUCGGCAUUCCGAACAGACGUAUUCUAGCAAAACGUGUCCGACACGCGAUGAGUAUCAACCACUGUUGACACAGGACUGUACUCCGUUAAGGUCAGUACACAGCUCUCCACGACACAGGGCAAAUAACCCACUACACCAGCUCCAGAUACUUCAUACUCCCGAAUUUGUACGUGCCAAUGACUCAGUCAAUGGUGGGAAGAAUAUUCAGUUUCAAAUUUGUCAACGAACACCCCCCUGCGACAUAAAUUCCCGGGCUGUUCCACUCACCAACGAAAUGAACAACGACUCAUCAUCAAAAGCCCGUCAAACUAAUUCAGGCUUAUUUACGUUCAACGACAGUUAUACGAAACCGGCUUCACAAAGUCAAUGCAUCAAUGACUGUGGUCCGGGAAAAUCGUGGUUCAAGCUCAAAUCCAACCUGAAGACAAGCGGUAAAAAGCACAACGUGAUCAGAUUCGCAAAAACCGAAGAAGAGCAUCCAGUGAACUUUGAAAAUAUCAUGAGAGCUUCUUUAAACUCAUCCAUACGUUCCGAUGGUUUAGAAAGCUUCAGUCCAACAUCCAGCCCUGCUAAAGGAAUAAAAACGGAGAAUUUGCUGUUUUCACCAGUUUCACCGGUUAAAACAGCAUCUGUCCACGUAAAAGGGAGUUUUGUUUAA